AUGGUCUACACACUUAUCGUUCACAUGAGAGCAAAGCCAGAAACUGUCGAGGAAGUCAAGGGCAAGCUCCAUGAAGCUUCGCGUAUCUACCGUAAUGACAAAGAGACCAUCGACUGGCACGUUAUGCAAGAUCCAAAGGAUGCAACCAAGUUCGCCGUCGUUGAACGCUACGAGCAGGAAUCUAGCCAACACUACCACUUGACCAACCCAUACUGGCAGACUUUCGACCCAUACGUUGUUCCACGUUUAGCCGAGGAGAUGCAAUUGAGCAGAUUUGAGGAGUUCUAA
This is a messenger RNA of Wallemia ichthyophaga EXF-994, 288 nucleotides long. RefSeq lists its product as uncharacterized. The record is from RefSeq and is a predicted model, not a curated record. Lineage: Eukaryota; Fungi; Basidiomycota; Wallemiomycetes; Wallemiales; Wallemiaceae. The transcript is spliced from 5 exons. The coding region runs from base 1 to 288 and encodes 95 amino acids.